Molecule: messenger RNA, 3845 nt
Organism: Petromyzon marinus (sea lamprey)
Lineage: Eukaryota; Metazoa; Chordata; Hyperoartia; Petromyzontiformes; Petromyzontidae
Source: RefSeq, a predicted model, not a curated record
UGGCCGUGUCGGCUGGUGGCGGGUUUAACGACAUUUUUACGAACGCGAUCUAACCCACGAAAAAAAAAUCACCUCUAUGAUGGAUUUGAACUCGCUUCGCCGUUCGCGAGCACCCUCGAUGGGCUGCGUGCAUUCAUCAGCGCUGGGAGGGAGUCCACGUGCGAUUGUGCACGAUGGAGCAGGAAAACACCGUGGGCCAGCAUCGCCUCGCGCGACGCGAUCCUCCGAUAAUCCCGUGCAGUCGAAGCAAGAGAGUGGCGUGAGGCGCGCGCCUGACGGAUUCGAAUGAGAAAAUGCGUAAAAGUGCGCGGGCGGUGGAGCGCGAAGGAAAUCGAGAGAGAGAGAGCGGGGAAGAGAGGGGAGAGAGGGGGGACGGCUCCUACACGUGAUGGACACGCAUGUUAUAUGACACGCACGCUCGGAGCAAGCAGCAGGCUCAUCCCCGGCAGCGUCACCAUCAUUCCAGCCAUCACGGCAGCUGCAUGCCUUCGAGAUCCUGGAAAAGCUAAGCUGGGGCACCAGCACAGAUGCCUCGCCCUGUGAAAGGGCCCUCCCAGCCCGGCGGAGACAGCGCAGAAGCCGAGGAGAGUGGGGCUGCGGAGGGGGCAGGGACCGACAGGGACGCGUGCUGCUUCUGCUGGUGCUGCUGCUGCUCAUGCUCCUGUCUCGCGCCCCAGGGCGAAGACUCGCCGACGUCCUCUCGGAAGAACUCGCACACGACGCGCACCGAGGACUGCACCGACUCGGAGGCCGCGAGCGGGCGGGCCGGUGCGGACGAGGUGCUGGCGUGGGGUCGGUCGUUCGAGCGUCUCGUACGCAGUCCCACGGGCCGCGCGCACUUCCGCCACUUCCUGCGCGGCGAAUUCAGCGAGGACAACCUGCUCUUCUGGCUUGCGUGCGAGGAGCUGCGAGCCGGCACAGACGAUACCUCCCUACCCGAGCGCAUGAGGACCAUCUAUGAGGAGUACAUUUCCAUCCUUUCGCCCAGGGAGGGACUCGCGCCCCGUAAACCCGAGGCGACGCCAUCCCGGGAUUUGACUGUGCACUCUCAAGGACAGCAAUCAUACGGUGGCUCACGCCGCGGCCGAAUGGGUCUUCACGACUGGUGCACGCCUGCAAGGGUUGUUAAGUUAUAUUCAGGUAUAUAAUAGUAAUAGUAAGCGAGGACCGUGACCAAUAAGUGGCAACCGAGAAGCCAUAAAAAUCGUGCAUUAGCUCAAGUCAUAUACGUCACCUCUAAAUAUAUUAAUACAUAUACGUACCCUACUACUCCCGUUACAUAGUCAUGUGCUUGCAUGUUGACCUUUAAACACAAAGAUGGCGUAGGGACAAAAUACAUGUCUCCGCAUCAAGAUAUUUAAACAAAUCAUACAGGAUUUAAAUAAUUGCUGUUGUUAUACAUUGGUCCACAGGGCCCAUAGGUUAAUAAUUAUUUUUAUGAGGAGAGAUCAACUUUUGUCUGUCCAUGUUACCCAUGAUUCUCUGCAGUAGUAUAUGAUUUUUUACAUGUAAAUUAUGUAUUUGCUUUGACAUAGUGUAUACAUACACAAUUAAACUUUUUUCAUAUUUAAUAUGGUCACACUUAUCCAUGCCAUAUGGGUGGUGUUCCUUAAUUUCUCCCGUCUGCACUGUGUAUCCAGCAUUAUAUUUUUAUAACAAUCGACCACAUUGGAUCAUCUCAAUUCAGUCGAAGUUCAUGGUCAGUAGUUGCUCACGAAAUGGUCAUGGGAAAAAUGUAGAAAGUAAAUAUUUAAAUAACUCCUCUUAAAACCGCUGUGCCACUCUACGCUCCCUCCUGACUCUACCUCUCGCCUCUUAAUUCUGACCCCCCCCCCCCCCCCCAAUACUUGACCCAAACCCCAUUAACUCCCCCAUGCCCCACACGCGAUGUCUCUCUGUACACGUCCACGCAAUGCGCCAACUGUCAAAAAAAAACUCCAAGUAGCCUGCAAUCACUUCCAUGAAGCCAAGAGGCAAAACCUGGCCUGAAGUGGCCCCUACCACUCUUAAUAAGCUACCGCUCUACACCAUCUCAGAGAAUGCAUCACAAGCUCUGGUGGGAAUUUUUUUUUUGUUAAUAAUCACUGUUCUCAUGCCUGUAAGGAGGUCAAAAAAGCUUUUAUACGUGCGCGUGCCUGACCGACAUCUUGUAUUUUUAAGCAGUAGCUUAGGCACUUUGUACCCAAUACUGCGACUUAGAACAUCGACAAUACAUUAACGAACACCUUGACUGUACGUGACUGAGUGUACUUGUGGUAAGUACUUUAGUUCCAAGAACAAUCACAUAUCAGUGAGGUGGUGUUGUCGUGGCCAGACCUAAUGUGGAAAAGGUGAAAAACGCUGUGCUAUUUAUAAACUUGAGGAUAUAGAUCAUAUUGCCUCAUCGUAUUUUAUGUGGCUUGUCGAUACGUGGUGGUGGUACUGUUAGCGUUGCAUCAUCAAUACGUGCAAACACUCAAGUAAUUUAUAAAUAUAUAAUCACACACCGAAACCACAAAUCCCUGCCAAGCUCCUGUUCCAAAGCUUAAUUAUGUGUUGGUGACGAGUGACGUGUGUACACAGCUGCAUUAACACUAAGUGCACACAAACCUAAUGGCGUUGUACAAGGUACAACCAAUCCAUGUAAUGUGUACUUAAGAAAGAGUACAAAUACAUGACAAACAUGGCAAAAAUUCCACCCUUUGCCCCAGUGCUAGGCACUGGGGUAAAUGGUAGGCAAAUGACACGUUACACCAAGACCAAUUAAAUAAUGGCACACAACAAUAUACUCUCUUGGCCAAUUGGGCAUAAAUACUGGAGUGUUGGUUUGACAUUGCCUACCUUCUUCUACCACUCAGUGUGUUUCAGCAGUUCUCCUGCUGUAUUUUUUCCACCUGAUGACGAUUGCUAGUGUUGCAAUCGAAACGUUGUGAUUUUUAUUAAUUAUUUUUCUAAUCUACGUGACUUUACCGAAAGACCCAAAGAGUAUUCUGGCAGUAUAUUUCUUGUGCGAUGCCUCAAGAUGCCUUUUUAACCUUCAGGAUUAAAUGCGAUAAAAAAAAAAUUAAUGUCACUGUAUGUAAAUAGGUAUACCAUUUGCAGGAUUUAUAUAAAAAAUACUUUUAAUUCCAUAGGGAGGCAUGAGUUAACUAUUUAUCUUCCAAUUAUUGUUGACAGAUGUGCAGUUGCCAUAUGCCUAUCGGCAGAGCCGUCCGUAGGCUACGGAGAAUAGGGGCGACGACCCCGGGCCCUGCACUUUGGGGGGCAACCAUGCUUUGGCAAGAACAUUAACGUGAAAAAUGGAGAUUGCUUCCAUACGCGGUGGUUUGCACUGAUAAAAGGAAACCACACUGAAAAAGUCAAUCUUCCAAAAGGCAAAUGUUUAGGAAGGAUACACAGAAACACUAAAAUCUGACAUCUCACGAACAAAUGCCUUUGCUUAAGAAUGUUGAACAUUUAUUAAGCAUUCAUGACGAUAUAUUUUCCUCUAUAGACUACUCAUUUACGUACCCAUUUUAAGCCUUUGCUUAAAAAUAUGCUGACCUACUUAAAUUUCCCAAAGCAAAAAAGGAAUGUUUAUACAUCUUACAACUAGCGUCACUGAAAUAGGUCGUUGGUAUUGUAAUCAUUGUCAAAGAGUUUUCCAUACAAAAAAUGUUAAAAAAUACAGCACUCUUCGACAUUCUGAAUUGUAAUGAAAUGUUUAUAAAAAAAAAACUACUAAGCUAACAGUAUAGACUGAAAUAUAUUUUUACAAGACAAAAACCAAAACCAGUAGGACCUGUUAACAGUUAAAAGCUUUAUUUCAGGUACUAAACAAAAAAAAAUGCUAGUCACAUUACUGUAUUUAAAAACCAAUAUCAGUU